AUGAGACCAGUCCCUGGGCUGCAUAAAUGCUUCUCUAUAAUGCAGAUAGGAAUACGGCUGGUAACACGUACAUACAAAGCAGAAAGAAUCAUGACACUGGAUGGAAACUCGAGCCACUGCUUUUCGAUAUUUCUCAGCAGGAAGUCUGGGGUCAUUUGUAGGACAUUGUCGUCACAAAACACUGCAUUAAGUGAAAAAUCCUGUGGAGCAACAAUCAAUGUGCAGCAUAUAGAAGGAGGACAGGUGACUCUACCUGUAGAUGAAAUUGGGAUCAGAAACAUUUCCUGGAGAAGAGCGAGUGAACUGACCUAUAUUACUAGAACAGAGCCAGGAAAGCUUCACCUCAUUCAAAGUAGUCCAUAUAAAGUACGCCUCAAUGUCACAGCAGAUGGAUCCCUCAUAAUUACCAAACUCCACAAAGGAGACCAAGGACUGUACAGAGCAGAAAUAGUGAGAAGAACAUUGGACCACUGCGUACAGCUCUAUGACCUCAAGGUGCCCGGAGCAGAAGAACUGGUAGAUUACAAAGCAUUAAACUUGGCUCGUCUGAUACUAUCUGUGUUCUUGGUUGUUAUCAUCUGCUGUGUGUUGAUCCACCACCUGAUGGAGUCUUCCACAUAGACAACCAUACCGAUGAUUAAAUCUUACUAGGCCUCGGAUCAGACUAGUGAAGGUCUUCAGAGGAUUCCAUGAUGCCUUGACUAUAGACAGCCAUGUGGACUCAUAUUUCUUCACAAUUGCAUAGACAAUCUAAAUCUUUAGCUUAAAAGUGAGAUCUCAAUUCUGGAACUUGCAUCAUCAAAUAUGCAAGACCACAGCUUCAUGUGAAUAAAAUAUGUGCAAGACCACAGCUUCAUGUGAAUAAAAUUAUGGAUUUAUUUUCUUGUACAAAUGUUCUUUCCAUCUGUCACAGCCAGUUUUGACUUUAAAAGGAUUUUUUCCGCUUUAGACAAUCCCUUUUUCUUUCAAAUAUGCUCCAAAGAUAAGCUGACUGCAAAGAGUCCCACUGCUGGAACCACCAUCGACCAUUUGUAAUCUGUGGGGAAUCCAAAAACAAGUGUUGAGUUUCCCGGCAGCUCCACCUAUUUCCUAUUUUUACAUUAUAUAUUUAGGCUCAUUAUAGCUUGGUAUUAUUUAUCUACAGUAUCAUUGGUUUUUCGUAUAUUUUUGCAUAUGUUAUUGGUAUUUGCACACAUUGAUUGCCUGGGACUGUGCAACACUGCUGCAUGUGGUGGGGAACAUAGUACACCAUAUCUCUGGGAAUAUAUUGGGACUGCAGCUAUGGCAACUUUCA
Bufo gargarizans (Asiatic toad) is the source of this 1294-nucleotide messenger RNA. RefSeq lists its product as uncharacterized. The transcript has 3 exons. The coding region runs from base 1 to 621 and encodes 206 amino acids. NCBI's taxonomy places the organism in Eukaryota, Metazoa, Chordata, Amphibia, Anura, Bufonidae. The record is from RefSeq and is a predicted model, not a curated record.